GAAUGGUAUUUAUUCAGAUAGAUCAUUAUAGGACACUGAGCACCCUGGAUAGAAGUGGAAGAGAUUCUUAAGUGAGAAAGAAACUUCCAAGGCUAGUUUGCCAAAGAAAAAUGGGCACCAAGGGCAAAGUUAUUAAAUGCAAAGCAGCUAUUGCCUGGGAAGCAGGCAAGCCCCUCUGCAUAGAAGAGGUCGAGGUAGCUCCCCCCAAGGCUCAUGAAGUUCGCGUCCAGAUAAUCGCCACUGCCCUGUGCCAUACUGACGCCCAUCCGAUCAAUCCUAAGUUUAAAGAGGCCCUCUUCCCAGUGAUCCUUGGCCAUGAGGGCGCAGGAAUUGUGGAAAGUGUUGGGCCAGGAGUGACCAGUUUCAAACCAGGUGACAAAGUAAUUCCACUCUACAUGCCUCAAUGUGGAAAAUGCAAGUUCUGUCUGAGUCCACUCACAAAUUUCUGUACAAAACUCAGUCUAGUCAAAAAUCCUAUUGUUGAUCAAGAACUAAUGGAAGACAAAACCAGCAGGUUUACCUGCAAAGGAAAACCAAUUUACCAUUUCAUGGGAACCAGCACCUUCACUCAGUACACUGUCGUGUCAGAUAUUAAUCUUGCCAAAAUUGAUGAUGAUGCAAAUUUAGAGAGAGUUUGUCUGUUAGGAUGUGGGUUUUCAACUGGCUAUGGAGCUGCAAUCAACACUGCCAAGGUCACCCCUGGUUCUACUUGUGCCAUCUUUGGCCUAGGAGGUGUUGGUCUUUCUGCUAUAAUGGGUUGUAAAGUAGCAGGAGCUUCCAGAAUUAUAGCUAUUGACAUCAACAGUGAGAAGUUUACAAAGGCCAAAGCCCUCGGAGCCACUGACUGCCUCAAUCCUAGAAACCUACAUAAACCCAUCCAGGAGGUCAUCAUUGAAAUGACCAAAGGAGGGGUGGAUUUUGCCCUUGAUUGUGCAGGUGGACCUGAAGCCAUGAGAGCAGCCCUGGACUGUACAAUAGCAGGUUGGGGAUCAUGUACUUUCAUCGGGGUAGACUCUGAAAUUAGAGGAUUGACUAUAUCUCCAGUGGAGCUCAUAAUGGGCCGUACCAUAAAUGGAACAUGCUUUGGUGGUUGGAAAAGCAUUGAUUCUAUUCCAAAGCUGGUUACUGACUACAAGAAUAAGAUAUUUGAUCUGGAUAUAUUGGUGACCCAUACCCUGCCUUUUGACAAAAUCAAUGAGGCAUUUGACCUAAUGAACCAAGGCAAAAGCAUUCGAAUAGUCCUGACCUUCUGAAGACACAAGGAACAAACUGGAAUCCUAUCUGACUGAAUCUGAACCUGUCUGGUUAAUUUAUAUCCUGUAACGAUGAGCCAAGAAUUGCCAUGAAUUUAAACAACUAUUUACAAUUAACAUCUCAACAUCAAAUA
Messenger RNA from Neofelis nebulosa (Clouded leopard), 1387 nucleotides. It is a transcript of the gene ADH4, whose product is annotated as alcohol dehydrogenase 4 (class II), pi polypeptide. Gene Ontology annotation, biological process: formaldehyde catabolic process. The record is from RefSeq and is a predicted model, not a curated record. Gene Ontology annotation, cellular component: cytosol. Gene Ontology annotation, molecular function: S-(hydroxymethyl)glutathione dehydrogenase [NAD(P)+] activity; zinc ion binding. Lineage: Eukaryota; Metazoa; Chordata; Mammalia; Carnivora; Felidae. The transcript is spliced from 9 exons. The coding region runs from base 111 to 1253 and encodes 380 amino acids.